GAAGAAGCAAAAGGUUUUUCAUCCACCCGAGUCUGCAAAGCGAUAGCCAAUCGAGAGGACGUCCAUCUCCAAAUUCCAGUCGCUUUUGCUUCGCGAUUACAGAAAUCCGCGACCAUAUUUCUUUUUCUUACUUUUGCUAUCCAAUAGACGGAAAAAGUGUUCUAUGGGUGAAAUACUACUACGUGUUAUUGAUAAAAAGUAAGUUGAUUGUGAAAAAAAGUAUUUUGAAAUUGGGGUGCAGUGGAAAAUUCGAGUUUCCGACAACAAAAAAGCUUACACAUUCAUGGAAAAAGGAAGUGAUUUUUCGGAGCUGGGCUGUGCCUGGCAUUUCCCGUUAUAACAACGAUACUAACCGGGUUAUGAAGGAGCAGUAAGAAGAUAUGAAUGGAAAUUUUCAGUGCAAGUGACAUGGACCUCAAAAUGCAGUUCAUCCCGAUAUGAGCUGUGGAUUCCGUGUGGUCAUCCGGAUAUAAUACCCUAGAGAAGGGGUUUGGCUCCAGACAUGGGAGACUUACGGCUAGAGGCAAAAGAAUAAAUUGCUUUCUGUACUGUUCGGAAGCUGUGGUAUUGGAAAAAGAAUUUAAAAUCGUGGUUAUAUGUAUGUGUGUUUUAUCCGAUGGGUAGUUGUGAGUAUAGAAGUUGAUUAAUUGGAAGAAGUGAAAAUUGUGCUACUGAAGUAUAUCAUAAAAGAUUGAUAGUUUGUUAAUGGUUUUGUACCAGUAAAUAGUGGCAUCCAGAUAGGAGAAAAUAUUAUUUUUUUUUACUGAAGGGAGAGUUUGGAAUGCUGGCGGCUCACUUCCGGUGCUGAGAGAACCGUCUAGUUCAAGUUUACUUGUGCGCCACAGACGACCGAAUCAUGGGAGCCCAGCAAGUCAAGGAGCGCCCUUCUGUCGGUGGCGGCGGUGGCUCUGGGGGUGCCCCAAUAGGCUCUGCUUCUACGUUGGGUGCCGGCAGUUCGAUUCGGUCCAGUCGGAACAAGCCCCGGGUGCCGAAAGAUUCGCGCAUUCUUGGAUCGAACAUCUUUACGGAGCAUAGUGCGGCCCAUUUAAGCCGUUUUCGAACGCCCGGAUUCAAAGAAGAAGCACUACUGCAAUCUCGUCCUCUUCCACAUAUUCCUCCACCGGGCAGCCUCAUUUCCGCUGACAUGCUCACUCAAAGUCAAGACGGUUCGGAAAAUCACACCGGCACCAUGCACUCCCAAGGAAGCUCAAAUACGGCUCAAUCAAAUUUCGAAAAUGCAAAUCGGUGGACUUCCAAGGAAAAUCUACUUGCUCCGGGCCCGGAGGAAGACGAUCCGCAGUUAUUUGUAGCCCUGUAUGACUUCAAAGCAGGUGGCGAAAACCAAUUGAGUCUGCGAAAGGGCGAACAAGUACGGAUACUGUCCUAUAAUAAAUCCGGUGAAUGGUGUGAGGCACAUUCCGACUCCGGUCAUGUUGGUUGGGUGCCUUCGAACUACGUUACACCUUUGAAUUCCCUGGAGAAACACUCCUGGUACCAUGGACCCAUUUCGCGAAACGCAGCUGAAUAUCUUCUUAGCUCGGGAAUCAAUGGUAGUUUUCUGGUACGGGAAAGUGAAAGUUCGCCAGGACAGCGCAGCAUAAGUUUAAGGUAUGAUGGACGUGUCUAUCACUAUAGGAUAUCCGAGGAUUCGGACGGCAAAGUGUACGUAACGGCGGAGGCUAAAUUUAAUACCCUAGCAGAACUUGUGCAUCACCACAGUGUCCUGCACGAGGGUCAUGGACUGAUAACGCCACUGCUAUAUCCCGCACCAAAGCAGAACAAACCGACUGUUUUCCCGCUGAGCCCCGAACCGGAUGAGUGGGAAAUUUGCCGAACUGAUAUUGUCAUGAAGCAUAAACUCGGCGGCGGCCAAUAUGGCGAAGUGUAUGAGGCUGUGUGGAAACGUUAUGGGAAUACGGUGGCAGUGAAGACGCUCAAGGAAGACACGAUGGCACUGAAGGAUUUUCUAGAAGAGGCUGCUAUUAUGAAGGAAAUGAAACAUCCGAACCUGGUGCAACUGAUAGGUGUUUGUACGCGAGAACCACCGUUCUACAUUAUCACUGAGUUCAUGAGUCACGGCAAUCUACUGGACUUCCUUCGUUCGGCUGGCCGAGAAACGCUGGAUGCCGUUGCACUGCUGUACAUGGCGACCCAGAUUGCUUCCGGUAUGAGCUAUCUGGAAAGUCGUAAUUUUAUUCACCGUGAUCUGGCGGCAAGAAAUUGUCUCGUCGGCGAUAACAACCUCGUGAAGGUGGCCGAUUUCGGGCUGGCCCGAUUGAUGCGAGACGAUACUUACACGGCACAUGCCGGUGCAAAGUUUCCAAUCAAAUGGACAGCUCCGGAAGGUCUAGCGUAUAACAAAUUCAGCACCAAGUCCGAUGUGUGGGCAUUCGGUGUGCUGCUGUGGGAAAUAGCCACUUACGGAAUGUCACCAUACCCUGGAAUAGAUCUGACGGAAGUUUUCCAUCGACUGGAGUCCGGGUAUCGGAUGGAACGACCACCUGGUUGCCCUCCAGAAGUAUACGAACUAAUGCGCAAAUGUUGGCAGUGGAACGCCUUGGAACGACCCACCUUUAAGAGCAUACAUCACGAUCUAGAGCACAUGUUUCAGGAAUCAUCUAUCACUGAAGCGGUAGAGAAGCAACUACAGGGGGCGGCCCUCCCCGUCCAGCUUACGCCGCAGAUGGGUAAGAAACCCCAAAUAGGAGCUCAACAGCCUCCAAUGCAUGAACCUGUCAUCACACCUAUUUCAGAUACCGGUUCUAGCUCCAAGCUCAGUACGUUUCCCAACAAACCUUCUACGGCUGGUGUACAGAUGCGAAGAACUACUAACAAACGUGGUAAAACAGCACCGGCGCCACCGAAGCGAACAAGUUUGUUAUCAUCUAGUCGCGAUUCAACGUACCGGGAUGAGGACAGUGGCAAACCCGGCGAAUGCGAACAGAAUACAAACGGUAUUAUACCAAUCACUAAAUCGACUUCUUGCAGUAGUUUCCUUAUCGAUAGGCUGUUUCGAGGUUUCACUCGAGAUCUCGCCAAUCUGGUCCAUCGAACCACGGAUUCCGAGAACGAACAAACGGAAAUCACACCAGAUACCGAUACCGACAGCCAGGAACCGAUCGGUAAUUUUCAGAAGUCCUCAUCGCAGCAAAGUUCCUUCAAACGGGUUCCAAUCAUGGGAAAUCGAGGCUUAGAGACACGCAGUAGUAAGCGAUUGCCUCAGGGGGCACCCCGGAGAGAUCCAAGCGUCCCGGGAAGUGUUCCGCUACCAACAGGAAUUGCGGUAAACGCGGCUGGGCAGCCUCUUGUUGGUGCCUUGGAGGUGCAAAAUGUUAAAAAGGCUAUUAACCGUUACGGAACGCUUCCAAAGGGGGCCAGAAUAGGAGCAUAUCUAGAGUCUCUGAGACAGACUGACGGAACAAUGGGGCAGCAAGUGCCAUCACAAAUGCAAACCAAUUCUGUUCCACCCGAUCCACCCCCACCGAUUGCAGCAGCAAAUGUUAUUUCCAACAGUUUACUAUCAGCACAGCGAACGGCACUGAAAAUGCAGCAACAACAGCCUCAAAUGAUCCGUAGUAACUCAUCCAGUGGAGUCACUAUGGCCAAUUCAGCGACUGCUAGUCUUUCCAAACUACAAAGACACAGAACCACCACUGAUGGAUCAAUGAUGACAUUUUCUUCGUUCCGUGGAACUGUUGGAAACAAUAGUCCUAAAAGAUCGUUGCCCCCCACUUUAGCGGAUUUGGAAUUUCCUCCUCCACCGGUAGAUCUUCCACCACCGCCGGAAGAAUUCGAAGUGCAACAACCUUUAGGACCACCGUCCGAAAAACUCCUGAAACCAUCGAACGAUGUUUCCAACACUGAACCAAGUGUUGAAGAAGCAAGUUCCCGGUUCGGAGUAAGUCUGCGAAGAAGAGAACCGUCGACAGAUUCGUGUAGUUCUCUCGGUAGCCCUGCAGAUGCUAUGGUUCACAGUAACGAACCAUCCGUUCCCAUUCCACCACCCCCGAGUCUCAAAGAGAAACUCGAAAUGAAACUCGCAGCCGAAAUUAAGGAAAAAGCAAAUGUGCCAAAGUCAAUCCUCAAUGCAGAAAAUAACCACAAACUGUCAACUUCAUCUGAUCCCGUUUCACAAUUAGUCAGUGAACUAGCGGAAAAUAUGAAUUUACCAAAACCCCCUCCACCGCUACAACCAAGUGAUGUGACAACUCAUUACAAAUCCUCUGAUGUUAGUUCGCUGCGAAAGACCAAAGCUGCUGACAAUAGCAAUAUUCCAACAACGCAGCCCUCAUUCAAACCGCAAUUGAAGAAGAUCGACCCAAAACGAAUCCCAAGUCAAAUCCCCAAGAAAGAGGAAACCGCUAAUAUUAUCGAUUUUAAGUCCCGAUUGCGUAGGGUCGAAAAUAUUAACGAACAAACAGCUAACAGCAAUGGCACGACACUUGGCGAUACCAGUGCAUCGAUUGGUAGUAGCGAUUCUAGUAUGGACAAUAAUAACAAACUGCAUUCGAACAGUGUCAAUAAUAACAAUAGCAACAUUCUAAAUAAUAAUCAAUCAAUCAGUGAUCAUUCUUCAAGUGACAACGAAAUAAAGGGUAAGCGGAACGAUUUCUUACGCAAUGGAACAACCAAAAAUGGUCCAUCUCAACCCGACUCGAUCAACAAGCUAUUGUUAGAGAAUAAUGAGAUCAACUCACUGAAGUUGAAAAAGACAACAUCUUCGGUGGUGACCAGCGUGGCACCAAUCGAUAGCAAUAAAAUUAUUGAGCUGAAAAAGACUGAAAUUAAAAUUGAACUUAGUCAGGAGGAUAAGAAACGAGAAUGCUUGGACAGUAAUUCGAUAAAAGCAGACGGCAGCGGUGGUAGUGGAGGAGAUAACUUAUCUACCGGUAGUGGAGGCACUGGAGACGAAGGUGAUAAACGGAAGAGUACUGGUAGUAUUAGCAGUUUGAAAAAGCUGUGGGAGGCUAAAGAAUCGCCCAAUGAACAGAAUACGCAGUUGAGUCCAAAGCUAGGCGUCAAAAGUUCGGCGAAUCUCAAAUUGAACAACAAUCCGGAUGAGGAAACCGCUUGCGUUAACACUCCUAGUACAAUCGUAACAACAACGAACACUAAUUCCACCCAAAGUGAUGAACAUCAGCCAAUACCGCAAUUGAUUACAGCAAAAAAGCCUGCGGUUCCGGUAAAGCCAUCAAAAUUCACAUCCAUCUAUGCCACUCCUGUUCAGACGCAAAUUCCAAAUCCAACCCUGAUAACGUCAAUCAGCAACGCCAGCAACACUACCACAUCGAAAUCCAACGACAGCAAUAGUUCUCUUUUGUCGGAAAAAUCAACCGCUUCUUCGUCUUCCGCUCCCUCGUCGUCGGCGAGCCGCGAGGGAAUCCUUGAAUUGGUGACGCUACUCGAAAGUAAUCUAAAAAUUCCAGUCAACUCGAUUUCCGCUUCCCAAUGGCUGCAGCUGAGCGAAAGACUUAAUUCUCUGCAGUCCAGUUGUGUGACGUUUGCCGACAAUGAAACCUUACCGCCACAUACAAAGUUCCACUUCCGCGAACUGGUCACGCGAGUCGAAAAUCAGUCGCGAUCACUUCGAUCUGCCGGCAACAAGAACAUGCAGGACAACGAAAAAUUGGUACUUGAAGUUGGUCAAUCACUGAAGCAAAUAUCCAACGCGCUGCACAGGAAUGCUAGAAGCAGUCAGCUGCCGAUUUUGACGUGCAGCUAGAACUUUUAUUUUGGAAGUGAUUGGCCGACCACUGGCAUCAGAUAUACAUUAUACAUACAGCAUAUUUACCAAUAUUUACUACUACUACUACUAUUACUACUAGUACUACAAUCAGUAUCAGAGAAAAUACAGGUAUUAAUUAGUAGUUUUGGCUAGAAGCAUCUAAUAAUCUUGCUUUUGUUUGGUGAUGCAAUCAAAAUAACUGAACACGUUUAGCGAAUAGUGCGCCCUGCGAAAUUUCUAAAUUUGCUAAUAAAAACUCAAAUUGUAUGUAGAAACCACAUAUUAUGCUAUUGUAUUAUAAUUCAAAAUAUCUAUGCAUGCCGUCUAAUCAAUUUUAUACACAACCUUUACAACAAGCUCUCCAUUUGAACAUCCCUUGUAUGAAUAAUUUAUUAGCCAAGAAUGUGAUCACGAACUGUCAUUACGUCGUGAUGUCGGCAUGUUUGCUCAACAUCGGCAAGCUAACGGAAUCCCGACAGCAUGCAUGCAUUCUUGAUCGAUAAAUGAACGAAACCCAAUUCUAGACCGAGAACGAAGAGGACUUUUCGUUGGUUAUUGUGCAGCGCCAAACAAUUCAACAAAAGGGACGGGUAAACGAUUCAGUCAUUAUUGGAUAAAUUACCGUCGCUAAAAAAAAUGCAAAAAGUUUAUCAACUUUCAACGCUCAAUAAAAUUGCCAAAUAUAAAAGUGGACUAAUUUUAAUUGAUUUUAACGGAUGGUCUAAUAGGUUUUAAAUCGAUGGUUGAAUUGAUAAUAAAAGCUUAUCCUGAAAUCAGAACUGAAAUGUUUAAUGAAUUAUAUUUUAAUUCGAGAUUUUAAUUCCCAACAUUGUUUCAUUCGCGAAUCAGUUGUUUUAAAUUUAUGCAUAAGUCUAAAUGCUAGCUUAUAAGCUUCAUAACAUGAAUAUUCUUCAAUGACUUUCCAGAGCGAAAUUUCAACUAUAAAUGUAUUUGAAAUAUGGAUGUCGAACGAAAUUAAACAACAUUUUAAGCCAAAGAGCUUAAGACUUUCUAUUUUUUUCACUUGAGACUUCCCUUCAGAGUAUAUUAUAUUUUACAGUACUUUUACGCAUCCUUGUAUGGUGAGAACAGAUACGGUUAGUAAAAAUAGCCGUAGCAAAUCCAAUUUAUUCGUGCGUAAUCUAAGUUAUUUAAACUCUAUCUCUAAUGAUAACACAGUAAAAUGCUAGUCGUAAACAAUUAUAUUCUAUAAAAGUAGUAGCGUUCAAAACACCACAAUUAUAUGGCAUAUUACUCAAGGGAUGUUUCGUCAUCUACAACCGACAAAACCGAUCCGUUGUAAUCAUGCACCGCGAAGCGAACGGUUAUUCUUAGACCAUAGAAUAAUAGCGUCUCUCUAGGAAUUUACCAAAAUAAUCAAAUGAUGAUGAAAUCAAACGAAAUUGAUGAACGCAAAAAUCACUAUAUAUUUUUAGAUAAACCGACAAAAAUAGCAUUCAUAAUCAUCUUCGUCGUAAAAUUCAUCCGCUCGUGCAUACAAAAAGCUUACGUACAGAUAUUAUAAAUUUUAAGGCAGAAAGAAUAAUCAAAAAUCGGUAACAGCAAAUAAUUGGUUCAAGUGUGAAUGAAAAUAACCGCAGUAAUUACUUCCCUUGAAUGUGUAGCGGGAACCCUAUUCUACAAGUGUGUGAAGAAAUGAACAACUGUCAUAAUGAAAACCAAGUGAAAACGCGUGAUAUGAUAACAAAAAAAAAAUAUACACAUGUAAGACAUCCACAAGAUUACAACACAUACACCUAAUACUAUUGCAUAUAAAAGAAUGAUCGAUGAAUGCUGUCAAAAACACGAGAUAUUUGGGAUCCCGUGGAUGAAAACGGGAAUCAAUAAAUAAUAAAUGCCAGCCGAAGGUAGUAAUCAAA
Messenger RNA from Malaya genurostris, 7605 nucleotides. It is a transcript of the gene Abl, whose product is annotated as tyrosine-protein kinase Abl. The transcript is spliced from 9 exons. Lineage: Eukaryota; Metazoa; Arthropoda; Insecta; Diptera; Culicidae. Gene Ontology annotation, molecular function: ATP binding; protein binding; non-membrane spanning protein tyrosine kinase activity. Gene Ontology annotation, biological process: protein phosphorylation. The record is from RefSeq and is a predicted model, not a curated record. The coding region runs from base 857 to 5722 and encodes 1621 amino acids.